CUCAAAGCCCUUUCCAAACUCACAAGGACGCUGUAGUUGGGAAGAGUGGGCCGGUCACUGCUGCAAUAACCAUGGCACCAGCUGGAGAAAAGAGAGGCAUCCUGGAGCGUCUGGAGGCAGGAGAAGUCGUUAUCGGGGACGGAGGCUUCGUCUUCGCCCUGGAGAAGAGAGGUUAUGUGAAAGCAGGGCCGUGGACACCUGAGGCUGCUGCCGAGCACCCGGAGGCCGUGCGGCAGCUGCACAGGGAGUUCCUGAGAGCAGGCGCCAAUGUCAUGCAGACCUUCACCUUCUACGCCAGUGAUGACAAACUGGUGAACAGAGGACACGCUCAGCGCUUCACCGGCCAGCAGAUAAACGAAGCAGCGUGUGACCUGGCCAGAGAGGUGGCCAAUGAAGGUGACGCUCUGGUGGCAGGAGGCGUCUCUCAGACCCCGUCCUACCUCAGCUGCAAGAGCCAGGACGACGUCAAGGCCAUCUUCAAGAAACAGAUGGACGUCUUUGUCAACAAAAAUGUGGACUUCUUGAUUGCAGAGUACUUUGAGCACGUGGAAGAGGCUGAGUGGGCAGUCCAGGUCUUGAAGACCUCCGGCAAACCAGUGGCUGCAUCUCUGUGCAUUGGACCUGAAGGAGACCUGAAUGGAGUGAGCCCUGGAGACUGUGCUGUCAAACUCGUCAAAGCUGGAGCUCACAUUGUGGGCAUUAACUGCCACUUUGACCCGGAGACCUGUGUGAACACCGUGAAGAUGAUGAAGGCGGGAGUGGAGAAGGCCGGCCUGAAGGCUCACUACAUGUGCCAGCCGCUGGCCUUCCACACCCCCGACUGCAACCGCCAGGGUUUCAUUGAUCUGCCCGAGUUCCCCUUCGGUCUGGAGCCAAGGAUCCUGACCAGGUGGGACAUGCACAAAUAUGCCCGCGAAGCGUACAAAGCUGGAAUCCGUUAUAUCGGAGGCUGCUGUGGAUUUGAGCCCUAUCACGUCCGUGCCCUGGCUGAGGAGCUGGCCCCUGAGAGGGGUUUCCUGCCUGCUGGCUCUGAGAAGCACGGCAGCUGGGGUAGUGGCCUGGAGAUGCACACCAAGCCUUGGGUCAGAGCUAGGGCCCGUCGUGACUACUGGGAGAACCUGAAGCCUGCCUCUGGUCGUCCCUGCUGCCCCUCCAUGGCCAAACCCGAUGGCUGGGGUAUCACCAAAGGCCACGCUGACCUGAUGCAGCAGAAGGAGGCCACGUCCCAGGAGCAGCUGAAGGCUCUCUUUGACAAGGCCAACAAGGGCCAAUGAGCUCCAUCCCUGAGGUGAAGAUCUGAAAGGAAGGAGCCAAGCGGUGGUGUGCGAGGAGGCAAACCCACACAUCCCCUGAGUUUACAUACCAAAACAAAUAUAAUGGUUAUUUCUGUCUUAAGGACCAUUUUUUUUUAAAAUAUAACUUUACAAAUGAGCUUUCCAAAUGUAACUAAGAUCGAGUGCCUGUUUCAGUACAGUGAUAUCUGUAAAACUAACCUUUCUACAAAGCUCGGAAGAGCAGCUGUGAUGUCCCUAACACUCCAAAAAAAGUGCUUGUUGUCUUAAAAGAAAUUAAUUCUAUGUCGCAAUAAACUUCCAACUGAACAAAA
Solea senegalensis (Senegalese sole) is the source of this 1606-nucleotide messenger RNA. RefSeq names its product betaine-homocysteine methyltransferase (gene bhmt). Lineage: Eukaryota; Metazoa; Chordata; Actinopteri; Pleuronectiformes; Soleidae. Bases 72 to 1274 code for a protein of 400 amino acids. Gene Ontology annotation, molecular function: zinc ion binding; betaine-homocysteine S-methyltransferase activity. The record is from RefSeq and is a predicted model, not a curated record. The transcript has 8 exons.